AUGGCCGAAAGUUUAAAUGAUUUUAUAGCAGUUUAUAUCGCAGGAUUUGGUGCUGGUAUUGCAUGUUUUUUAGUCAGCACUCCAACUGAACUGGUAAAAUGUAGAGCACAAAUUGCCAUCACUACAAAUUAUUUACGACAGCCAUUCCAAUAUGGUGCUGUAAGAGUUGGGGAAAGGAGAUUAUCGUCAUUUUUAUUAAAAUCUAACACAUGGAGAAUUUUCAAAGAAACAAUCUUGACUCAAGGAAUUAGUGGACUUUAUAAAGGAGGAUUGGUUACAAUAAUUCGUGAUGCUCCAGGAUACGGUGUUUAUUUCUGGGCAUAUGAAGGAUUAAAACGUGUAUUAGAAGUGACGUCAUCUGAUAGCAAUUCUGAUAGAAAUAAUGUUCUUAAACUCUUAUUUGCUGGUGGUACCGCUGGUCUGCUUUCUUGGGCUAGUAUCUAUCCUUUGGACGUGAUAAAAACCAGACUACAAACACAACAGCAAAAUUAUUAUUCAGGUAUUAUUGAUUGUGCAAUUAAAUCAUACCGUGAAGAAGGUGCAAAAGUUUUUUUCAAAGGAAUGUCCACCACACUUGUUAGAGCUUGGCCUGUUAAUGCUGUCACUUUCUUUGCUUAUGAGCUUGUAAUUGGUUGGUUGAAUAAUAAAAAAUUAAACGAUGAUAAAAUAGAAUAA
Molecule: messenger RNA, 675 nt
Organism: Entrophospora sp. SA101
Lineage: Eukaryota; Fungi; Glomeromycota; Glomeromycetes; Entrophosporales; Entrophosporaceae
Source: the annotation of a GenBank genome assembly